This is a messenger RNA of Chrysochloris asiatica (Cape golden mole), 4080 nucleotides long. Its product is annotated as retrotransposon-like protein 1-like. The record is from RefSeq and is a predicted model, not a curated record. The coding region runs from base 1 to 4080 and encodes 1359 amino acids. The transcript has a single exon. NCBI's taxonomy places the organism in Eukaryota, Metazoa, Chordata, Mammalia, Afrosoricida, Chrysochloridae.
AUGAUAGAACCCUCUGAAGACUCAUUUGAGACGAUGAUGGAGCGUAAGAAUCCAUCAUCAAAACAAAUGGAGUCCUCCGAGGGCUCAUCAAACACCACCGUGGAGACAUCUGGCAGCCAAGCGCAGUUAAUGAAGGAGCCAACUAGUGGUUCAGCUCAGGAAAGAAAGGAGCCACCCCGUAGCUCCGCCCAGGAAGUAGAAGAGCUGCCCACUGAUCUACUCCAAGACAUGGAGGAGCCAUCCAGUGGCCCACAUCAGGAAAUAGAGGAUCCACCCAAUGACCUACUCCAAGACAUGGAGGAGUCAUGCAAUGGUUCACGCCAGGCCAUGGGGGGUCCACGUCACGAAGCCGCUGGUCGGAUGGGAGAACCGUCAGUCAAACCAUGUGGAGACGAUGACGAGGAAGACAGCGACACUGACCUGUCUGAAUGGAGCGAUGAGGAGCAGGAGGAGGAAGAAGAAGGUCAGAGAUGGUCUGAGGAAGAGUUGCGGGCGGCAGUGCGUUCCAUCACCUCUCUGUACUACCAGAUGCAAGACCUCAGAGAACAUCAAAGGGUGGCAGAAAAGAUCUUGUUGAAUGGGCUUCAUGAUGGUCAGCUGCCCCUCCCGCUACCCUUCACUGGUGAUCGCAGAGAAUACCGCGAGUUCAUUGUGCUCUGCCAGCUGAUCCUACAGAACUACCCAAGACUCUUCUACAAUGACCGACUGCGCAUUGGGUACGUCAUCACUCACCUCUCCGGCUUGGCCUUGGAGUGGGCCAAGGGUCUCCUGCAGAAUGAAAGUCCUAUGAUCAACAAUUUCCCAGGCUUCCUGGCGGCCAUGUCGAAUGUGUUUGAGUACCGGCAGGCGCUGAAAAUGGCUGAAGAGGCUAUGUUCAGCAUCAAGCAGAAGAAUCGUCCUGCCGCAGCCUACAUCGCUGAGUUCCAGAGUCUGGUGCCCAUCCUGGGCUGGCCAGAUGAAGUCCUUCAGGCCCACCUGUGCCAAGGGCUCAAUGAAGACAUCAGGCACUAUCUGUUCCGAGUUCCGCAGCCGGAAUCUCUGGAGAGUCUGAUUGUGCUCGUCCUGCAAAUAGAAGAGAAGCUAGCAGAGAGAAGAGCUCUGCUCAGGCUGCCCCCAGAGGCCCGCCCACGCAACCUGACCUGGAUCGACUCACCUUCUCCAGAGAAGUGGAUGGUGAACAGCUGGUUGCCCAAUGAGGUCCAUCCGGCCAUCGAGAGGGCCCAUAUCUUCCUCCUGCUCAUGGUGAGAGUGAGUCCUUACCACAGUGUUGCAGUCCAGGCCCUGGUCGACUCGGGAGCAGGCUCCAACUUCAUGGAUGAGCGGUUUGCCCAAGAGCACUAUGUCGAGCUCUACGAGAAAACGUACCCCCAGCAAGUCCAAACUGCGGACGGCUCACUGGUUGGCGAUGAGCCCGUCUGGCUCUACACCGAACCCCUGGUGUGCAUUCACCAGAACCACCACGAGUAUAUCGAAUUUGACAUCAUUCCUUCGCCCAUCUUCUCUGUGAUCUUAGGCGUCAACUGGCUCCGAACACACAGCCCGGAUGUGGACUGGAUCAAAGGCCGCUGCACCUUCCACUCUCCCUACUGCCUGCAGAACUGCUUCCGCCCGCCCCCGCCAUGCAUCGCGCUGGAAAGACAAGGCCUGAGCCUGCUCCCCGGACUGCCGCCCCCAUACUCCGACCUGGCCGACGUGUUUAACCCGAAAGAAGCAGAUGAUGAGACUUCCGACCAGCCAAGCUCAGACGGAUCCGAUGAUCUUUCUGAAUCAGAGCCCUCUGAGCUUCAGCAGGCUGGAGACAGUGAUCACGAUGAGAUCUUUUACGAAUGUCCCUCCACGGCGUCGUGGGAACCUGCGAGUACUGGGAUGCAAGACAGAGCCAGGCUGCACGAUGAAUACUGGGACCCACAAGACAUGCUGACCAACAGACAAGACUACAUACAGAUGAUUCCAGAACUGUUUGACCAGUUACAUGGAGCUACAUGGUUCACAAAACUGGAGCUGCGGGGGACCAUUGUGGAGGAAAGCAUGAGAAUACACCAAGCAGAAGAUGUAUGGAGAGCAGCAUUUGGGUUGGAGUAUCAAGAGAUGGACAGCUACCAGCCUUUUGAGAUCUCCUCAGACCCUGUUGUACCCCAGAGUGUCAUUCACUGCAUCCUCAAGGGCAUGCUAGGUUACUUUGUGAUCACCUAUGGGCAGGACGUCGUGAUCUACUCAAUGAGCCAAGAGGAACAUCCUCACCAUGUCCGCCAAGUCUUGGUCCGCUUCCGGCGGCACAACAUCUACUGCUCCCUGGAAAAGAGCCAGUUCCACCGAAAUACCAUCGAAUUCCUAGGAUUUGUCAUCACUCCCAAAGGAGUGAAGCUCAACAAGAGUCUUGUCACCACCGUGACAGGGUACCCCAUCCCUGGCUCCAAAAAGUCCCUGCGACACCUGAUCGAAUUCAUCUUCCCCUACCGACACUUUGUGGAGCGCUUCAUCAUCAUCAUUGAGCCCCUCCUGCGACAGCUGCUCUACCACCGGGGCUUCUACUGGGGUGAUGAGGAGCAAGAAGCCUUCGAGUGUCUGAAGAGGGCUUUCCGGAAGGCGCCCCUUCUGCACCAUCCCAAACCCCAGAACCCCUUCUUCUUGGAGACCGGCGUUACCAAGACGUCCCUGCACGCCGCCCUGAUCCAAGUGGAUGAACAGACCGGCAAGAAGGUCUACUGUGCUUUCUACUCGCGCAACAUUUCCCCUAUCGAAGACGACUACUCUCAGCUGGAGAUGAGGAUCCUCCCCAUACGGGCUGCCUUCACGGUGUGGUGUCGCUACCUGGAGAACACCGAGGAGCCCAUCAUGAUCCUUCUCAACACAGAGGAUCUAGCCUCUCUGAAUAAUGACAGGCUCACCGUACUUCUCCCCGGGCAUUGGGUCUUCUUCUUUUCUCACUUCAACUUUGACGUCAUGGAAUGGCCAACCCAAGAUGGCCACCGGGUGCGGCUGCCCCACAGGGGCCACCGCCCCGGUGCCUUCCACCCCGAAACCUUCUCUCAGCACCUGUUGCUAUUCAGGAGAGACUCUCAGGGUGACCUGGCAUCGGCAUUCAGUCAAGAAGGGGAGAACGGUGACGCCCAGCACCCAGGUGAGCAGGAUUCCCAGCAGACACGAGUGGCUCUGCUGCCAAUAGACCAAAUAGUCAACACCUUCCUCCUCCAGUUUGGUGCUGUCCAGGUGAGGGCGGUCGUUCUGCACUUCUUACGGAGCCUUCUGCUCUGGAAGAGCAACCUAGCCCUAGCCACCAUUCUCCUGAUGCUGAAGUUGAGGCCACGCCUCCUGCAGAUGACCGCGCCAAACCCACUAGUGGCUCAGCCCGGACCCGGGCGCCCACUGUGCCUCAUCCUGGACUCGUCCCUGAUCACCAACCGUGGCAUGGCCAACGCCAUCGCCGAGCUCCUCAUCCGGACGCCACCUCUUGUGGUCGCCAACACUCUCCCAGUCAGAGAGCGGCCUCAACUCUUUCUGGGCCCUGGCCACUGGCAGCGCAACGCCCUGCUCCCCCAGGCCCACCAAGGCCUGCAGCUGACCCCCAACUUCUGGCUGCUGCUGUGUGAGUUCUUCGGUGUCAGCGUCACCCCCGGAGAUGAAAGGCACCCGGCUCCACGUGAGCAACGCUCCCUGGAAUUGCACAUCGUUGAUGAUGAGAAUGUCAUCUUGCGAGAAGCCCAGCAGGGCGACCUGCAACGUUACCGUCAAGGUGGCCUGCAUGACGGCCUGCAAGACAGCCCGCAGGACGAUCAGGAGAACGCUGUGCAAGAGGCCCAGCCGAGGGACGCCGUCAUGGCCACUGCCGCCACUGUGGCCCUCCCCACGCCACGACACAGUCAGGCCCACCCCGCUGUCCUCGCUUUUCUGCGCGACACACGAGCCACCGAACGGCGGCCAGCCCUGCUCACCCGGGGACUAGUGGCCAGGCUCCUGAUUCGCUUUCUGAGAAUGGCGCGAGCCCAGGCUGCCCCCAGCACUGUGCGGGCCAGCCCACCGAGGGAUGGGGACAACCUAGAAGAACCACCCAACAGCCAUGAGGACAGAGACCAGGUCUGA